Messenger RNA from Parnassius apollo (apollo), 771 nucleotides. The record is from the annotation of a GenBank genome assembly. Lineage: Eukaryota; Metazoa; Arthropoda; Insecta; Lepidoptera; Papilionidae.
AUGAAUAACUUGAAAAAACGUCGAGAAUCUGUCGCAACAGUCUACAGGAAAACAACCAAAUUUCUAACAUCUAAUACCGCCAACCUGCUUAAGAAAAUGCCAAAUACAAGAAAGUAUCGUCUGUUGGCAAGCCUGGUAGAAGAAGGCGUGGGAAACGACAAUCGAGAUUCCAAUAAAGAUGUCGAAAAUAAUGAUGAAAGGGACGAGGAAGAUUUAGGAGAUAGAGAAUUGGAUUACUAUCUUGGAGUGAGAAAGAAGGAAACGUACUGGAGGGAUCUCGCUGGAAGGGAGCAGAUAAGAAAAGAUUUCCUUCUUUACCACUGUGGGGUGUCAGAAGAAGAUUACGAGAAGUUUUACAAGAAAACAAUAAAACGAAGGGUCUCCUUCAAGCAGCCAAAACUAAAACAAGUUCCUUUUAAAAUAACAAGGAAGAAACACCGCAGGAACGGCAGCUUUGACGGAGAAUCAUGGAGAGAAAAGACGGGGAUAUUUAAGAUUUUCACCAAUAGAAGAGACAGCGAUACUACCUCAGAUAGUUAUAGUGAAUGCGAUUCAGACGACGAAACAAAUAAAGACGAAGAAAUACUUGACAAACAUCAGCCAAGGAAUUCUAAGGAUGAUUCAGUUUGGAGUAUGUCCCAGCAUUUUAAUGAGUUUAAUACUGUCGAAAAAUACGUCGAGGGAGUGCGGAUAAAGGAAGUGUCGGAAGGCAGGCCCUGUGACAACUGUCCUGAAUUGUGUCCUGGUUUCAUCUCGCAUCCAUGGAGGUAA